CCCACCCGGCCCCGCAACCACGCGCCGCACACACAGACAGACACCAGGGCCUACAUCUCUCCACCUCUCACAUCCCACCACAUCUCACUCUCUCUCUCUCUUUUGUUGUCUCUCUCAGCGCCUGCAUCCCACGCAGCGACCACAGCAUUGCAUUCAUAACCACCCACACCACACCACAGCCACCUACCCACUCAUUCACCGCCCAUCACCCGCACACUCCCUUCCGACUUCCGAACCCGAACUCCCACCCACACCCGACAACACCUACAUCAGCCUUGUUGGACCCACGCACUCACCUCGCAGCCUCACCGGCCCCACCACCAUCAUGUCUGUCGCCUCUGCGCGCCGCGACCCAUCACCGGCGCCGCCGUCGAUCCUGCUCAACUGCGGCAGGGCGGCCGGCACCUCGCCCAGCCCGACCAGGGUCGGGAUCGGCUUCGGAGCCGCGUCGCCCUCCAAGACACCACGGACGGUGAAAUCAUCCGAGUCGCUCGAUGCGCCGUCCGUUUCGUCUGCGCCGACACUCUCCCCGGGCCUCUCGCUCGGCACGUCGCUGUCAUCUGAAGCAUCGUGGGGCGCUGGCUCGGCACCCGACGACUCGCCAAAUUCCACCCUCAACCCACUGCCCAACGGCGGCGGCAGCUCGACGCCCCGCUCAGUCUCGAGCACGAUCGGCACGGGCACGUCGUCCCCAAAGAUCCGCUUUGGCGAGUGCCCCGAGCGCCCUCCCGAGCUGCGGCGCCGCAACUCGAUCACGCUCGGUGUGCUCGCGCGCAAGAACAUGCUCCAUGCCCAGGGGACGGUUCCGGUCCCCCGUGGCGGCGCCCAGCAGGGCCAUAUUCGCAGCGUCUACAUGACCGACGCCGAGUGGGCCGAGUACCAGAAACAGUUUUCGCAAAAACCUGGACAAGUUCAGGCCGUCGACCUAGGAACAGUCAUGUCAUCGGGUGCCAAAAAGCUCUGGGGCAGGGUCCGGCGCAGCUCCAACACGUCGACGGCCAGCGUCAACUCGAUUCGCUCGGCUGCACCCGUGCUCAGCGGUGCAGCAUCUAGGGGACGCUCAGACUCGGCGUCUGGUGGUGCGCCGGCGGGAGUCUCUCCACUUGUCGUGCCAGUGCACUCUGCGAUUGUCGAGGAGGACGAACCUCCGACUCCCGGGCCAGCAGGACUGGGGCUCGACACUGGCGAGGCUGCCGGGGAACAGACGCCCCGGCGCGGUCGGUCGCCUUCUCCGCCCCCGCCGACGUUUGACGACGACGACGAUGAGGAGGAGGACGACAGCGAGCCAGCCGACGAGGAGACCCAGGUGGUCGACGACGCCGAGGCUACCCAUCGCCAGCACCAGGGCCACACGGCGGCCGUGCUCGGCUUCGAACUGUCAGAGUACGACCAGAACCCUGCAUGGGACGCCGAAAUGCGUGAGCGCCAGGACGUUGCACGGUUGGCCCACGGCCUCGGCCAGGGCCGCGGGUCCCCCGCGGCCAACGGCAAGGCUGCACUGGAUGUCUCCGCCGAGGCGGCUAAUGGCGUUGCGGCGACUUUGGCGUCGACUGCGGCCGCCGCCGCCACCACCAUUCCGCCGGCGGAGGCAACAACAACAACGACGACGUCACCGCCCAUUGCGAUCCGACGCGACUCCAACUCCAACUCGCAUGCGCGGUACGCUGCUGAAGUGCAGCGGCGGCGCGACUCUGCUGCGAGAGAGCGCCGCCUGUCGGCCGGGUCUGCGAGCCCUACGACGGGCACGUCGCCCGUGGCCGAGGUGGCGGCGCACAUGCCGCGGUUCUUCUAGUCGUCGAGAGAUGGGGUCUGACGAGCAUGUUGUGCAAGCUAUGUAGGCGGCGGCGACGACGACGGCGGCGGCGGGAGUGGCAAACCAAACGAGGCGCGAAGACACAUACCCAGCGCUCGCUUUAUAGAUGGGGUCAUGGUACUUGUAGCGUGUACGCACAUACGGAUGAACGGGGUCGAGAGGC
Molecule: messenger RNA, 1976 nt
Organism: Vanrija pseudolonga
Lineage: Eukaryota; Fungi; Basidiomycota; Tremellomycetes; Trichosporonales; Trichosporonaceae
Exons: 2
Coding region: 326-1792 (488 amino acids)
Source: RefSeq, a predicted model, not a curated record